AGUGGGUGAAGCUCAGAUAAGGUGCGGUCACAACGUGCGCUUCGUAAGCCCGAACAAACAGCCAUUCAAAUCAGUUCGAUUAGCUGAGUGAACGGAACGACUUGUACCUGAUUUUGUUGUCGCUCUCUAGAGUACUGUUUCUACUAUCAAUCCCCACGCCAAGUGAUUCAUCAAUGCGCAGUUAGUGUCAUAGUCGAUCACCCGAACAGCUGCAAAGACGUUUUCAUCAACCGAAAGAAGAAAAAAAAAUGUGAUUCAAUCAAUCUGCACGUUUCCCGAAAAGCCGCUUAUCUUCACACCGCACACUAUGAUUAGAAGAAUGAAACGAGCCCGAUUCGUGCUGUACCUAUCGAUCGGGACGGUUUCGCUACUGUUGCUAGUCAUCUUAUUCGUCCACACGCAAUGCCUUCGACCGUCCAUCAGCUACUACCAGAUCCUGGAGGAAAGUAUCCAAAAUCGCCGCCCGGAUGACCGCAAGUAUAUCCUAUUGUACACCAAUUUCUUCGGUAACCGGAACUGGUACCUGCGAGCGGAAACCGUUGGUCCAGACUUCUUCAAAUCGAUCCAGUGUCCGGUGACGGAUUGUGUUCUAACAAACAACCGUGAACUGCUGAACGGAGUGAGCGACUAUGACGCCCUGUUGUUCCACAUCGCGGAACCAUGGACGUACUCACUGUUCGAAAAGGUACCGAAGAUUCGUUCCCCUCGGCAGAUUUACGUGGCGGCUAACAUGGAAUCGCCGGCCCAUACCAAACAUCUGCUGGAAGGUGAUCAUGACUUUUUUAACUGGACCAUGACCUAUCGGCUGGAUUCGGAUAUCAUCUGGAACUAUAAUUAUUUUGUCGAAAUUGAUACCGGUUACAUAGUAGGCCCUGCCGACAGACCCCAGUGGCGUACGGGUUGGGAGAAUUAUUUUAACGAGACGCUACUGGAAUUGGUGCAGGGAAAGACUAAAAUGGGUGUCCAGUUUGUGUCGCAUUGCGGGGCGUUUUCCCGGCGGGACGAGUUGGUGCGGGAAAUUCAACGGCUGAUGGAGGUGGAUGUUUAUGGAAAGUGUGGCACAAUGGAAUGCCCACGGGGUUCGCCACGCUGUGCCCAGAUGCUAACCGAGGAGUACCACUUCUACUUUGCGUUCGAGAACAGCCUCUGCCGGGACUACAUCACCGAAAAGAUGUACAACUCAAUGGACAGUUACAUCAUUCCGGUGGUAUUCGGUGGAGCCGAUUACACAAAAUUCGCCCCACCUCGAUCCUACAUCGACGUGCAACAGUUCAAGACGGUUCACCAGCUGGUCGAUUAUCUCGACUAUCUUGCUCGGAAUCCACGCGAAUACAUCAAAUAUUUCUGGUGGAAGGAACACUAUCGAAUCAGUGGAGAUCAACCAUUCUGUCAGCUUUGCCGAAAGUUGCACGAGAUAGGGGCACAGGAGCGGACGCAGUAUUACCGCAACAUCAAACAGUGGUGGUUCGAUGGAGCAUGCGAGAGGGAUGCUAGAAUAAAGUUCUGACGACUGAGA
This is a messenger RNA of Topomyia yanbarensis, 1516 nucleotides long. RefSeq names its product alpha-(1,3)-fucosyltransferase C. Gene Ontology annotation, cellular component: membrane. Lineage: Eukaryota; Metazoa; Arthropoda; Insecta; Diptera; Culicidae. Gene Ontology annotation, molecular function: alpha-(1->3)-fucosyltransferase activity. Bases 308 to 1507 code for a protein of 399 amino acids. The transcript is spliced from 2 exons. The record is from RefSeq and is a predicted model, not a curated record.